Molecule: messenger RNA, 555 nt
Organism: Lactuca saligna
Lineage: Eukaryota; Viridiplantae; Streptophyta; Magnoliopsida; Asterales; Asteraceae
Source: the annotation of a GenBank genome assembly
GUAGGCUGAAUUUGACGAUGGAGAUGUUGUCUACUGCUCUAGAAUCACAGAGUAAACACUACACACCACACAAUGCUUCGAGCUAUUACUCUCAGACACUUAAUUGUUCACACUCCUUGUUCAAUUACCUCUUGUAGAUACUUGGUGCUACUCGUGCUGCUGUUGAUCCAUGAUAUGUUUCCAAUGAGCUCCAGUAUAGGUUGGGCAAACGGGGAAGAUUAUUGCUCCAAAGCUUUAUAUGGCUUUUGGUGUGUCCAACAUAUUGCUGGAAUGAGAGAUUCCAAAGUCAUUGUUGCAGUAAACAAAGAUGCUAAUGCCCCAAUAUUUCACGUUGCUGAUUACGGACUUGUGAUUCAAGGUCUUCGCUUCCGUCCAUGUCUCUAUAAGAAUGGCCACAACCAGAGCUGCUUUUACUCCUCAUUUCUCACUCAUUAUGUGUCAGAAUUCGAAUUAAACGGAAUAUUCAAUAUUUUGGUUUUGAAUUUAGUGGGUGUUAUAAAUUAUAACCUUCCAUGUUUACUGUCAUUUUUAAUAUACCUUAUUUUAUUUUACUAA